Bolinopsis microptera is the source of this 672-nucleotide messenger RNA. Its product is annotated as ring-infected erythrocyte surface antigen-like. The transcript has 2 exons. Lineage: Eukaryota; Metazoa; Ctenophora; Tentaculata; Lobata; Bolinopsidae. The record is from RefSeq and is a predicted model, not a curated record. Bases 1 to 672 code for a protein of 223 amino acids.
AUGCCACAUGUUGAUCAAGCGGGACUAACGGAGAAAUCACAGGAUAACUCUCAGGAGAACUCUCAGGAGAACUCUCAGGAGAACUCUCAGAAGAACUCUCAGGAGAAAUCUCAGGAGAACUCUCAGGAGAACUCUCAGGAGAACUCUCAGGAGAACUCUCAGGAGAACUCUCAGGAGAACUCUCAGGAGAACUCUCAGGAGAACUCUCAGGAGAACUCUCAGGAGAACUCUCAGGAGAACUCUCAGGAGAACUCUCAGGAGAACUCUCAGGAGAACUCUCAGGAGAACUCUCAGGAGAACUCUCAGGAGAACUCUCAGGAGAACUCUCAGGAGAACUCUCAGGAGAACUCUCAGGAGAACUCUCAGGAGAACUCUCAGGAGAACUCUCAGGAGAACUCUCAGGAGAACUCUCAGGAGAACUCUCAGGAGAACUCUCAGGAGAACUCUCAGGAUCGAGAACUCUCAGGAGAACUCUCAGGAGAACUCUCAGGAUCGAGAACUCUCAGGAGAACUCUCAGGAGAACUCUCAGGAGAAAUCUCAGGAGAAAUCUCAGGAGAACUCUCAGGAGAACUCUCAGGAGAACUCUCAGGAGAACUCUCAGGAGAACUCUCAGGAGAACUCUCAGGAGAACUCUCAGGAGAACCCUCAGGAUAACUCAGGAUAACUUUUAG